AUGACUUUCUCAGACGCUGAAAAGGCUGCAAUUGUCUCCAUCUGGGGAAAGGUAGCCGGCCACACCGAUGAGCUUGGAGCAGAGGCUUUGGAAAGGUAAGGCUGACACGUCUGAGUCUUAUUUAUAUUGAUUUAUUGUGAAAAAAAAAAAAUAUAUGCAAAAUAUCCAAUCAGUAAUGCCAAGUUAUAAAAAAACAUACAGAAUCAUUUAGUGAAGUAAAACAUCUAAGUGAAUUUCAAAUUUAAGGUUAAACUAGCUGAACUGGAUAAGUUCUCUAAGUCAGUAAUGCUUUUGGUUUGGCUCCUGUGGCCUUAAAUAUGAAAUGACACUUUAAUUUACCUUGAAAUUUUACUUUAGUAAGUAACCCUAAAAAAACAUUUAGCCAUUCUUUGCUUUUGUAGAAAAUGUGCUCAGUAAAGCAACAUACUUGUACAACCUUUAACAUGUGUUAACAUGACUACAUAAAUUGCUGGGACAGGGAAUUAAGAAUUUUAGGCCAAAAUAGUCAAAUUGGAUUAUUUUUCCUCCUGGCUUAUUAUAUUUCCAGGUGAGAUUUUUUUUACCUUAAAUGCGCAGUUCCCAGAAAAAUGUUCAACAAUUAAUGAUUUGUUUGUGAAUAAUGCUGAACAUAACUGAUGUGUUGGAUAUCUUUUUGUCUGACGUUGUUUUAAUCCACUUUUUCUAAUGUCAAUUAAAUGUGUUAAAGACUAAGAAAUUGUGAUGAAUUUACAAAUAACUACACGAUAUACGCACAACAUCUGAGUUGGAAUUGCAAUUGUAGCUCUGACAGAAAAAAGAGCCGUAACAAGUUUACUCAUAAAUAUAUAAGUGAUCCAUAUGCAUGUUUCUGUUUUGAACAGGCUGUUUCUGAGCUACCCUCAGACCAAGACCUACUUCAGCCAUUUCAACCUGAGCCAUGGUUCCCAGGAUCUCCGCAGUCAUGGUGGAAAGGUUUUGAAUGCCAUUGGAAGUGCUGCCAGUCACUUGGAUGAUCUUAGCGGUGCUCUGUCUACCCUCAGUGACCUCCACGCUUACCAACUGAGAGUUGACCCUGGCAACUUCAGGGUAAGAACUUAUUGUUAUUUUUUGCUCCACUGUAUAAUGAAAUUGGGUAAUUUACAAGCUGACACACCAUGAAACAUAUAGUACAAAGAACAGAAUCCUGAUUCUGCCUCUAUUUCGUCUCUGGUUAUAUGGUCAUUACAUUUAUUAUAUUUCUUGGGAAAUAUUAGUUAAAAUAUUUGGCCUAUUUUGGGCAUUAUUUCACAAUCUUAUUUGCAUUGGUAAUGUUCAAUAAUGUAGCAAAGCUUGCAAUGAUUAUUCCCCCUGUUAACAAGGAGUUUGCCAAAUAUGCCCAGGUACACACAGAUGCACGGCCAAAUUGGCAUGUCUGGCCCAUGUUUAAGUAUCUAUGGGCACUGAAAAGUGAAAAGUCAAGAUUAUCUCUGUAUACAUAUUUAUCACUGGUCUGUGUGUGUAUAUCUAUAUAUCAUAUAUGUAUCUAUAUAUAUUUUUUAUUUUGAAUAUAAUUAUUUUAAACCAACAUUUUUAAGUAAUAUUGGUAACACUGUGUACACAGAAAUAUUCCACACAUGUCUAUGCUCAAUAGUGUUUUUUAAGUGUUCUGUGCCUUGGCCUACUAGAAGGGUAAAUAAAUUAAAUAUAUUUAAUAAAGCAGUUUGGUGUUAAUGUCUUAAAACUUCCAGUAAUUUAUAACUAAUAUUACAUUCUAAAAUCCCAGAUUUGAAAUAGAUAUUACUGAUGUUUUGUAACUUGAUCAUACUUAGCAAAGUAUAACACUUAUUUUGUUUCUCUUGUAGCUGCUGUCUCACUCCAUCCAGGUCACUCUGUCUGCUCACUUUGGAGCUGAAUUCACUCCCACUGCUCAAUCAGCCUGGGACAAGUUCCUCGCUGCAGUUUCUGCUGUUCUGGUUUCCAAAUACAGAUAA
Messenger RNA from Pelobates cultripes (western spadefoot toad), 1949 nucleotides. NCBI's taxonomy places the organism in Eukaryota, Metazoa, Chordata, Amphibia, Anura, Pelobatidae. The record is from the annotation of a GenBank genome assembly.